Messenger RNA from Orbilia oligospora ATCC 24927, 2544 nucleotides. RefSeq lists its product as uncharacterized. The transcript is spliced from 10 exons. Gene Ontology annotation, molecular function: ATP binding; ATP-dependent chromatin remodeler activity. Lineage: Eukaryota; Fungi; Ascomycota; Orbiliomycetes; Orbiliales; Orbiliaceae. Bases 1 to 2544 code for a protein of 847 amino acids. The record is from RefSeq and is a predicted model, not a curated record.
AUGCAGCAAAAAAGGUCGAGAGACGGAUCUCCGUUUGCAGAUAAUGAAAUUCAGAGGAAGAGAGUACGAUCCGUAUCUGAUGGAACCAAACCUAUGGACUGGGAGGCGAGUCAGCCCAAGGACCAGAUCGCAACAGACGCUCAAAUCGAGCAUGUCCCCCCAAAAAACGUAUGCUAUGGUGCACUGACCGACGUUAAAGCUGAAGUUACCUACAUUAAAAUUUCAGAUGGCUUAAUUCAACCUUGGACGUCUUUCCAUAGCUUCGACUUGCGGCAUCAAGAAGGCGCGUACCUACUAUCAAAGCCUGACAGCACUACUUUUGGACUGAUCGAUUUUCGUACCGCACUCUGCCUACGCCGGCUUCAAGGCUUCGAUGGGGUGUUCUUUCGCGCGGUUAUAUCUUCUAUUAGUUUUGGGAAGAUCCCUCGGAAGCCAACAAAGAAGAAGACCCGAAUUGACAUAACAAUAAAUAUCGUCGGACCAGAAGGCACCAUCCAUAAAGUGGGAGAUGCGCUCGAUAACGCUCAUGCAUACCUUCAACAUCCCGUAUUCCUAGAAUCUGGGACUAAAUACUUGAAUCCCCAUUAUCUUUAUGAUGGUGAUAUUAUGUCAGACCUAAGGCACCUCAUCGGGCCGAUGCCUGCCGAUGAAAGGUUGCAGCGAAUGUCGCAAGCGGUGGAGAAUGUUUUGGAAUCAUUGGGAGAGGCCCACCUUCCCGUAUCCCACACAACCGACGUGGAGUCGAUAGGAAAUUUUCACCUAAUUGGUACCAAACUAAAGCCCCACCAAAUUGAAGGCAUCCGUUUUAUCCUUUGCCGUGAAGACUCAGCUCUAUCACAUACGAUAGAUAGUGAGUUCCUACAACUAGUUGAAACAUCUCUAGUGCCACAGCGCUUAGGCGCAUGUCGUGGCGGUAUUAUCGCAGACGCUAUGGGCUUGGGGAAAACAUUAACAAUGUUGACUGCUAUUACAUGCUCGAGGCAAGCAGCUGGGGAGAAUCUUGGUCCAACACUAGUGGUGCUCCCUUCGAGACAGAUAUUGGAUGUGUGGGAUUCAGAGAUCCAUAGACGUUUCCAGCCCGGCGCAAUGAAAUGUUAUCAUUUCCAUGGCGACUCACGCGUCAAAAAAAAUGAUGCUUUAUUGGGAUACGACGUAGUUUUGACCACGUAUCACACUCUUGCUGCUGAUUCACAAAAAGGUCGGGUUCUUCAAGAUUCCAACUGGCUAAGAGUUGUGCUUGACGAAGCACACUGGAUUCGGAAUCAGUCAACCCAGUUGUUCAAAGCUGCUCAAAGUCUUAGGGCCGAGACCAGAUGGUGUUUAACUGGGACACCGAUCCAAAAUAGUUUACAUGACCUCAGAUCACUUUUAAAAUUCCUUCGCUUCACUCCUUUCUGUGACAAAGGAUUAUUUGAGAAGCAUAUCAUCGACCCACUUCGAACCGACUCCGACACUUCCUUAGUCAAUCUGCAAUACCUCCUUCGGAUUAUCUGUCUGCGUAGAAGUAGCUCUCUUCUAGAACUUCCGCCAUUAGAAAUGAAGAUAAUACCCGUUGCACUUUGCGCAGAGGAACAAGCAAAAUAUGAGAGCAUUCUUGCAGACUGCCAGAAUGAAUUCGACAAAUUAGUCUGCAUGGAUCAAAAAUCAAAAACUUGCGUGCUAUUUGCCACAAUGAUGAAACUAAGAAGGCUUUGCAAUCACGGGACGGUUCCACUAAUAGCUGAUUUCAGUCGCUCUCCUGCCAUGUCCCCAGGGCGCGAUGUCCCUACAAGCGACGGAUGCCAGCUCUGCACUAUAAAUGGAUCCGACACACAAGCCAUGCUAAACGAGCUUGAAGGUUGCCCGGAGUGUGGUCGGCUGCUAAACAUCGACAUAAUUCCUAAUCUCGGGGUCGUAUCAGAAUAUAACCCCGUCGUAUCUGCGAAUCUGCGCCCUCCAGCUCCUGAUUUUGGAAUGCUAUCGCCCCCAACUUCUGAACAGUUUUUUCCAGCCGGAACACAGUAUCUAGCAGAGCCAGGAUACUCUUCUAAGCUCAGCGCCGUUGUUUCCAACAUCAAAGAAUCGUCUUGUUCUGGAUCGAAGAGCCUUGCUUUUACAAAGUGGCGUUCAACACUGGAAAUACUUGGCGAAAUGUUUUCGAACGUCGGAAUCAAGUUUCUAAGAAUAGAUGGAGGCACAAACGCAAUCAAUAGAAGCUCGAUUGUAAAACGGUUUCAAGAGGACGCAAGUAUAUCUGUGCUGAUUAUGACUAUAGAUUCAUGCGCUGUUGGUUUGACAUUAACAAACGCGGACAAAGUCCAUAUGAUUGAGCCACAGUGGAACCCCGCGAUAGAGGAGCAGGCUAUCGCAAGGGCCUAUAGGAUGGGGCAAAAAAAAACCGUUACCGUAAUCAGAUAUAUUACAGAGAAAACAGUCGAACAGAAUAUUGUUGCCCUACAAGCGAGGAAGAGUCGCCUUGCAAAGUUUUCUCUGAGCGAUACAGCGGAUGGUGAUCUUGGAGGAGCCUUAGAGGACAUGAAGUUUGUGUUGAACCCGGAGUUUUAA